Pararge aegeria (speckled wood butterfly) is the source of this 5710-nucleotide messenger RNA. Its product is annotated as E3 ubiquitin-protein ligase lubel-like. Lineage: Eukaryota; Metazoa; Arthropoda; Insecta; Lepidoptera; Nymphalidae. The coding region runs from base 455 to 5044 and encodes 1529 amino acids. The record is from RefSeq and is a predicted model, not a curated record. The transcript is spliced from 7 exons.
CGGGCGCCACUCGCGCGCGCACCGCGGACCAAGCCGCUUCGAAUUUCGAACGUUACAAACGUCAACGUCAACGCCAUUUUUAAAUUUACUUUAUGAAGUGCCAGUGCAUUUGGAACUGAGGAUUUUGUGCCAGUAUUGUGUUCCUUUUUCAAAACAGAUUUGUCAAGGUGCCAUCCGUGACUGUGAGCGUGACUAGUGAUCUUAACAAACAUUACGAACAAUCGAUUGACAUAAAUUAAUCGAUUAACUGUUAAACGAAUAACUAAUCGAAUACCCGGUCCUUAUAAAAUGUUUUUACACCAUUACUGAGGCUGUGAAACUGUAUUGCAGUGAUUAUUCUUCGAGAAACUAACGUGAAAUUCUAUAACUAAGUGAAGUGCAGCAAAAUAUCUUCUAUUGGGCUGCGCUCAUUACCUUGUUCGUUUCUUCUUGAUGUCAGUCCGCUCCUAAAGUAAUGGAUAGCCACAGUAGAUCGGCGUCCCCAAGGGAGCCAGCGCGGCCGCAACAUCGUCCACCCUCCCCACCAUCAUCCCCCCAGUCAGGCUUCGACAACAGAGCGUACCAGCACGACGAAUCAGACCCGAACCACAACGAUAGUUUUACCUCCAAUGGCCCACACCAAAACCACCAGAAUGGGCACAGUAAAGAACCUAACGGUGAUACCAAAACGCUAGAGGCAGUGAACUUAGAACUGAUAAAUCUGACACCUAAAAAUGGGUCCAAGAAGAAGGACGUGGAGGUUGACAUGAAUGCCACAAACCCGUACGACGAAUACUUCGUGCCAGUAAACGAGCAUCGGAAGUACAUGAGAGGAGAGAAACUAUACGUGACUGCUGAUAAGCGCGGCGAGAAGGGAGGCUGCAAGCGGCCUCUAUGCUGGACACUCUUAGGACUCGUCGUGAUUGCUAUUGUCGCCCUCAUCGUAUUGGCAGCCACUGGAAUUCUCUUCACGAAUUCGCCAACUCCCCUCGAGCAAUACAACGCAUCCGUUAGCUCGGCGCGUGCUUUCGGCGGCAUUUCAAGCGAUCACAAUCACGAUCACGACCACAGCAAUCAUCACCACGACCACAGCGGCCACGAUCAUCAUCAUGGUGAAGAACAGAGUACUUCUCCACCACAAUACGGUACAGAGACUCAAAGCGACGAAGCACAGUUACCUAUGACCUCCGAAGAAUCUAGCGACACGUCAAUGUACGUACCGAAAACUUUGGAGGGGGUAUUGAAGAUAGACAACGAAAUAUUCACUCCAGAACUUGAAGACACGGAGAGUGAAAAGUACAGAGAUUUCACAAAGAGUUUCAGCGAUGCUCUGAAACAUGCUCUUUUCAAUAGGAACACUUUAGAAAAUGGAGAUAACGAAAUAAUGGUCGAAGUCAUUCAGAUAAGAAAUGGCUCGUUAAUUGUAACGUACCGAAUUCACUGGAUCCAUAAGUAUAAAUCAGAACCGACUGAAGAACUACUUACAGAAAGCGCUUUGAAAGCAAACCUCAACAAUUACCUCGAUGAUAACAACAGAAUGAUCAGCGUUUACCACGUUGCCGAAGAAGAGUUACCCACCACACAAGUACUUGAUUUAUGUAAAAUAAAUAACUAUGAUUGUGAAUACAAAUGUGAAUUUGAUGAUUCUACACUAGAUUUCAUGUGUGUUUGUCCAGUUGGACAAAUCGUUGAUAUCAGCGCACCUAAGAGAUGUACACCUCUGUUAGAUAAUUCAGAGAAAUAUAAUGCAGAAACUGCAACACCAAAGCAAACGAAUGUUGAUAGAUCUAAUUCGAAUGAAAGUUCAAUGAAAAGUAACUCUGAAGAACAAGGUAACACUGAAACAGUUCGUAUAGCUAAUGAGGAAAGUGUAUUUGACUGGAAGGAGCCCCGCCAAUAUACCCCAGAAACAACAACCGAAACGGAACCUGAUUUAAACUUUUCUCAUAUAUUUGGACCGGAAACACCAAAACCUGAACCGGAACCAAAUGCAGAGCCUGAAACCAUCCCUAUUUCAGAGCCAACACUUUCUCCAAAACUUGAAGACGAAUCAGAUUCUAUAACGGAGCCAAAAUCUGAACCAGAACCUACAUCUGAACCACAAGCAGAGCCAGCACCUGAACCUCAAGCAGAACCAGCACCUGAACCAACGGCUGAACCAAUUCCUGAACCAGAGGCAGCUCCUGAACCUACAGCUGAACCAAAACCUGAGCCCGAGCCAGUGCCAGAACCCACAGCAGAACCUAUAUCUGAGUCUGAGCCAGCUCCUGAACCGACGGCAGAACCAAAGUUCGAGACUGAGCCAGCUCCUGAACCAGAAGCAACGCCAGAACCUAAUCCAGAACCUGAACCAGCUUCAUCAUCCACUGCAGAACCAAAAUCGGACCCUGAAUCUAUAGCAGAACCACAAUUAGACGCCAAAACAACGACAGAAUCACAAAAGGAAACACAGUCUGCAGACUUGACGACUACUAUUCCGGAGACAAUCAGUUCCGUUAAAGACAUGCCAGUUGCAAGCGAUGAUCAAGAGAUAAGACCAAUUAAAUUGAAUGAACCUAACACUAUAAGGCCAACAACAAUGUUUGACAAUCCUAUAUUUGAUUUAGAAAGUAUAGUAAAACUUCAAACAACUGCAGAGCCGGAAUCGAAUGAAAAUAAUGAAAGUUAUUUGCAAAUCAAGCCUUUAGAAAACAAUGAAAACUAUGAUGAAGGCAUGGAAAAAAUGAUGACUACAACAAUGAGAAUAUCAUUGUCUGAGCCUAACAUCAUUAACGAACCGUCUUACGAACCCAAGCCUGAUAUCAUAUCAAUUUUGAAAGAAAACGGACAACGAAUGAAUUUUACAAGUAUUGAUACUACAGAUUACACAACUAUUGAAAAUGAUUGGCUCGAGGCAGAAGACGAGAAUAGUACUUUUAGUUUUGAAACAACAUCCAGUAAUAUUAAUGCUCAAAUGGACUUAGAAAUGCAUAAUGAAGGAAGUAGUGAGCAUGCUAAUAAAACGGAACAAAGAUCGUCAAAGCAAUUUGAAAACUUUGAUUUUGAUACGACAACCGAUAGCAUGAACGAAAACAAUAAUGAAGAUAUCACAUUCGAUCAAAUUAAAAAAAUAUAUGAAAUGGCACCUGUUCUCACUACAAUAGGACCAAUUGUAGAAAAGACUCAGGACUUAUCCAAUGAUGAUACUUCCAAAAUAAAUAAUAUAGAAACCACAACAUUAACCAAUAUUUUCACCAACAAAAUCUUUGAUCAGGGAGAGGAUAAAGUGAAAGAAACUGCUGUAGAAAAUAAUACAGCGGCCGUUACUCUAAAUCAAACAGAAAUUAAAUCCAUUCAAAACGAGACCACGCCGCAAGAUCAAAAACUUAUGGAAGUAAUAGAUAUAAACAAAACAUCGAACAACAUGCCAAAUGUUACACCUACAGAAAAAGAUUUACCGGAGGUAAGUACAGAUGUAAGUUUUGAUACUAUCAGUAUGCUUUACAAUAGAUCUCCAAAAUUAAUUGAAAAAGAUGUAAAUAUAAAUAAAGAAGUUACAGAUUCAAAUGAAUUAUCAAAAGAAGACUCUGAGGAAACUAUGACUGAUUCAGACUGGUUAACUGAAACAGUUACAGAAGUUAAUUAUGAAGGAGUUAUGAAUAAAAUGGAAAAACAUGAAACCACUGAAACUUCUUUAACAAAAAUAGACGAAAUAAUGGGUCGUGGAGUUAGCAAAGAUGAUUUUGAACCAGACUAUUUAAGCAACAUGGGCUCUAAAACAAGCAAAAUAUCUGACCAAGAUGAACAUUUGUAUGGUAUGUCACAAGAUUACGAUAAUGAAGACCCCAGAGUAAAGAGAGUUAAUUUAGAUGAGGAUAAAUCUGAAAUGAACCCGCGAGAAAAUAUAGGUAAAUCCAGGAAAAAAGACACAUCCAUGGCAACAAGUUUAGCUUCAAAUGCCACAUUGGAAACAACAACCAUAGGACAAUAUAUAUACCAAGUAUCGGCACAAAAAACGAAUGAAACAACAAUGGGUAACUCCGAAAUUUCAUUAAGAACCGCUGUACCAGCUCCUGUAUGGGAAGAAAAUGAUCUAAAAAAAGAUCUUUCCGUACUGCCUCAGCAAAAUGUGGAUACCCAACAGAUUGAUAUUAUUAAUCAAACUUACAUGGGCCGUCCUGUAACGACUACUGCCGCCAAUUUUGAUCAAGAUAAUACAACAGGAAUGAGCGAUUUUAUCGCCCAAAACACAACACAGGUAAAUAAUCUAAACGUAACUAUUUAUGAAAUAUCUAGUCAUAGCGGAAAUCAAUCAUUCGUUUCAGCAAAACCUACCAAUUUACCAACUACUGAGUUCGUAGAUCAUGAAACUGAAAUGAAUCCAUUUUUACCUGAAGUAGAAAAUAAUAAAAGUCUAGUAAAAAAACUUCAAGAAGGACAUGACCUAGAACCAACAAACUUAAAUGAAACACAAAAUGAAAACGUAGAAGAACAUAAUCCAAAUAUUGCAGACGUACCUAGCGUCAAUUCUAAGCAAACGACAGAAAUAAAUGAAAGCAACACUUCAAACACAACAUUGCUGAUUACUCCUCAAGCGGAACCUGAAGUUACCACUGUGGCGAUAGUCGAUGAUGAUUUUAUGUUUAAUCAGCUGUAUACCAACUCCCAUGAAGAGGAAUCUGAAUUCACAACUGAAAUAAAUAAAGUUCUAACUUCGCCGCCAACAUCUUCUAAAGACCCAGCUACUACAGAACUAAAUAAUGAUAAGGAAGUACUGCCGAUUUCUACAUUCCUAUUAGACACAGAUGAUUUAGAUACAACGAAAAAGCCAAGUUCUUCAACGGCGAAUGAUUUGAACUCAAACUCUUUCAAUGAUCAGAUGACAUCAAAUCCUAUUAAACCUAAUGAUAGUGAAUUUUUAAGCGUAGUUCCCAUCGAAAAGGAAAAUUACAUGGAACCGCUGAAAAAAAAUUACAAUAGUGCAAGCAUUCAAGAAUUAAAUUAUAUCAGUGAUUCGCCAAAAAAGAGUGACAGGAGGACAAUCGAUGUAAACAAUUUGGAUUCUGUUAUAAAUGAUGUAGCGUAGUAAUAUGUUUAAUUGAAAAAUUGUACAUUAUUGUUACUUUGUUUCCUGUGAUUUUGAAAAAUAAAAAUUAUUGCGACUUUAAAUACCAAUGUAAAUUCAUAAACAGUAUAGACAUAAAAUAAGUCGUAACAUCAAUAUUCUCGCUAAGAUUCCAAAUGGUUCUAAGUUUAUUAAUAAAUACUAAAGAUAUUUACCUAUAUUGUAUUGAUUAAUAAUAAAUAAUUACUUGUUUUAUUAGACUAGUCAAAUUAGAAAAAGUAAAACAUCAAGAGGAUUUUAGAUUAUUUAUUGCUUCAACUACGUAAGAUACAGGCGCGGUUAAAAUGAAUUAUGACAUAUUAUAAUUUCACAGCCUGACUUUACAGAGAAUUUGAUGAAGGUUAUGUUUUUUAAAUUGUUACCAUAGAUAAAUGUAUAUUUUAUUAUUAUAACCGAUAAGUCUUCAUUUGUUGGAACUUAACAAAUCAAAAUUCGACUUUAAAUAACAAAAAUAUAAAAUUUGAUCUGUGUGUCGUAAUGUGAUACGGUCGAAGAAGAAUGUGGCAUUCCAAUUGUUAAUAUUUUUUUUAACUUAAGUGACGCUUUGCGGAUGUGAGGUCUGAUUGUAAAAUAAUAAUUUUAUUAGUUUAGUUCUUGUUAACUAAGAUAUAUUUUGUAUAAUAUGGU